AUGUUCCAGCACAAGAAGUGUUUCACCAUUGAAUCUCUGGUCGGAAAAGACUCAAACUCGUCCAGCACAGACGAACCGAUUCGGCCCACAGCUCUGAGAUACCCAGAGUCAUUGCACCCGGCUCCUUUCGGCAGCUGCUUUCAGAACUCGGCUCGGACUCUGUACGGCAAUGUUAACGCAGACAUAAUGUUCCCGGAUCCGGGCUCACACUCUGCCAACCCGGCUCUCGCCUUGCGCCAUCUCCCCAUACCCACACAGCCCUUCUUCAGCCCUCACCAGAGGGACAGUCUGCACCAUUUCUACCCGUGGGUUUUGAGAAACCGCUACCUUGGUCACCGCUUUCAAGGUGAGGAAAGUAGCCCAGAAAACCUGCUGCUACAUGGACCGUUCUCGCGCAAGCCCAAGCGCAUCCGUACAGCCUUCUCUCCGUCUCAGCUGCUACGACUGGAGCGCGCCUUUGAAAAGAAUCACUAUGUAGUGGGAGCUGAGCGCAAGCAGCUGGCCAAUGGCCUCUGCCUCACUGAGACCCAGGUAAAAGUAUGGUUUCAGAACCGGAGGACCAAACACAAGCGGCAGAAACUUGAAGAAGAAUCGCCCGACCUGCAGCAAAAAAGAAAGGGCAAUCAGCACAUCAGUCGCUGGAGAGUAGCCACUCAGCAGGGCAGCCCAGACGACAUAGACAUCAUCUCUGAAGACUGA
Trichomycterus rosablanca is the source of this 699-nucleotide messenger RNA. RefSeq names its product empty spiracles homeobox 3 (gene emx3). Gene Ontology annotation, molecular function: DNA-binding transcription factor activity, RNA polymerase II-specific; RNA polymerase II cis-regulatory region sequence-specific DNA binding. The transcript is spliced from 3 exons. The coding region runs from base 1 to 699 and encodes 232 amino acids. The record is from RefSeq and is a predicted model, not a curated record. Lineage: Eukaryota; Metazoa; Chordata; Actinopteri; Siluriformes; Trichomycteridae. Gene Ontology annotation, biological process: central nervous system development; neuron differentiation; regulation of transcription by RNA polymerase II. Gene Ontology annotation, cellular component: nucleus.